Messenger RNA from Striga hermonthica, 377 nucleotides. NCBI's taxonomy places the organism in Eukaryota, Viridiplantae, Streptophyta, Magnoliopsida, Lamiales, Orobanchaceae. The record is from the annotation of a GenBank genome assembly.
AUUGAUAGACUUUUCUGCUCCUGGGACUGGCUCAUGGAUCACCGAGAUGUUGAGGUGCAUAGUUUCUAUAAGAGUGUAUCUGACCAUAGAUUAUUGUUGUUGACUGAGGCUAAGGAUAGGGAGAAGAAAAGGAGAAUAUUCUAUUGUGAUAAGAGGUGGGUGGGGAAAGAUGGGAUAAAGGAGGUGGUUGCCAAGGCUUGGGCCAUAGAAAAAACUGGGACCCCCAUGUUCCAAGUCACAGAGAAGGUGAAAGAAACUAAAGUGACCUUACUGAAAUGGAGUAGUCUCUUUAGAAAAGAAGAAAUUGAUGCCAAAAGGAGGAUAGAUGAGAGAUUGGAAAUGCUAAGCACUCAGGAGGCCAACAGGAAUUGGGAGGA